Molecule: messenger RNA, 6246 nt
Organism: Amoebophrya sp. A25
Lineage: Eukaryota; Dinophyceae; Syndiniales; Amoebophryaceae
Source: the annotation of a GenBank genome assembly
AUAACCGUAAGACGACUCGGGUCACAACGGAACCAGGCAGUUACUUGUAGCUGCUACGUGGUUCGAAUGAAUGAAUUGACUGGGAGAGUAGAGCACUUUCUACGGUAGUUCUGUCCUUUGUCGAGACUAUCAGCAUAGGUUAUUAAGAAUCCUUCUUAGUCGACCUUGUUCCCAUUCCUUUCGUUUUAGUUGAUUUUCGGUUGAGGUGCAUAUGCAUUGCAAGUCUGUAGGCUGACAUCGAGUGUCUUCGACAAACGAGUACGCACUUGGAAAUUAUGAGAUGGAUCGAUGAAAGGUCUCUGACUCUGUUGAUGAGAGUGGAGACGCAAAAAUUUCUGUUAGCUUGACGCCUCGUCAAUAAGAACUAACCUCGUCGCUUGUUUUGACACGUAAUAUUAAUGUCGACCUUCUAUCUCCCGCUUAUUUUGUUGCCCCAACGUGAACGUCAGGAGCACCAGCAGGGUACUGAAUAUGUUUGAUUUAAUACCGCAUUUCAUCCUUGUGGUCUCGUGAACUGCUCCUGCAUGAUACUAAAAUUUUCCAGCAUUGCUUAUGCGUAUUAUCACUAGGAUUUGAUUACGAUUUUCCGAAAAGUCUUGGUUUUGCGCCGAGGACGUUGAAUGACUGGUGGUAUAGUUUUCCUCCUUGUACGCACAUCAUUUUCCGCCAAGAACAUGAUCUUCCAGCACCUUGCUUAACCAAACAAAAUAAAUAGCCUUGGGUCUCUUGUCCGAAUUUAGUACUUCUGUGCAGUUGUCGGAGGUACUAGAUCCGAAAUGUUGAUUGUUGAUUAGUUCUUGUAGUGCAAAAUCCACCUCCUUGUGCACCGAAUUUGAAAAAUGGUCCUCCCUCGACUUGGUUGAGUGGUUGACGUCUUGCACGAUAUACCAACGAACGAAGCGCGCGUUGACUUGUCAGGAGCACUGCGGCUUUCCGAUAAGUAGACCGUUGACCUUCUAGUUGUAGUCCUCGAGAAGAAACAUUCGACGCUUUCGUCCUGUUCUUUGUUCGUUCACAUUCAACAACCGAGAACUACAUUAUUUUGUUCUGCCAAGAAGAAUAUCGACAUCAUGUUGCAGCGAACGAGGCUUUUUUUGUGGCAGCAUGGAGGCAGGUGCAAGUCUACGCAGCUGCAAGCAACUGCGUCUUCGUCUUCAAGCACAACUACAACGGUAGCUGGAGGCGGGGGACAACAAGUAGAUUCCUCAUUUGGAGGCUCAUCAUCAUCCUCAUCAAGUCCUCCAAGUGCACCUCCCUUGGCAAGUAACAGCAAUCGUGAACGUCUGGUGAUUUUGGGAUCCGGUUGGGGUGGUUACCCCUUUCUGAAAGCCUUGGACACACGGAAAUAUCAAGCCAUUCUCGUUUCCCCGAGAAACCAUUUCCUCUUCACGCCACUCCUAGCCAAUGCCGCAGUGGGUGGUAGUGACAUCGCGAGCAUUUGCCAACCUGUUAGAACACUUUGCGCAGACAAAGGUGCGAGGUUUUACGAAGGAAAAGCGAUAAAGCUCGAUAAGGAGAAUAAGCUGUUGACUUGCAAGACGUUGGAUGGUCGAAAAUAUCCUUUGAAGUACGACAAAUUGAUUAUUUCCGUUGGGUUUCAGGCGAAUGACUUUGGGAUGAAGCAACUGUCCGACUACGCGUUCUUCAUGAAGGAGACGGCUGGUAUUUGUUAGACUUACUUCUAAUUCUAUGGAAGAUUCUUACGGUUAGGGUUAGCACCACACUCCUAUUGCUAUUCACACGUUCUUGUCGGGUAACUCGAGGAUUUUUUCAGAAGUAGCUACUGAUUGUAAAAAUUCUCAGGGAUCUUCCUUCCACCAAAAUGUUGAACAUCUCCAGAUGCCCGCCGUGUCCACGACCACAUCAUGCAGUGUUUUGAGGAUGCAGCUACCCUCCAUGCUCAAGAGCCAGGCGAAGGAGCUUCACCUGAAGAAGUCGGAGACUACGAGAAUAUGCUUCGUCGACGACUGUCGUUCGUCACCGUAGGAGGAGGUCCAACUGGAACUGAAUUCUGCGCAGAGUUGGCAAACUUCGUGAAGGAGGACGUGAUCAAAUUGUACCCAUACUUAGCAAAAUACUGGAGCGUGCAUUUGGUUGAAGCGGGGGAUUCGAUACUGCGACCAUUUAACGACGAAAAACUGCAGAAAUUUAUGCAAACAAUUCGUCGCCCUUCUUAUUAUUAUAGAUACAUAGAUGAUCUUGAUAGCCCCCAAUUCUUAUUCUUGAAGUUGAAUGCAAGCUAGUACUUCCCCUUUUUACUAGCGAGACGAGGUCGUAGAACGCUAUUAACGGGUGGUAUUCACCCAUAAAAAUAAUAAUGGAGAAGAUGAAGUUAAUGUAAGUUUUUAGAGUUACCUAGAACUAGGAUGCGUGGUUCACCUCCAGAUCAUUCUUCCACCUCAUAACCUUUACUCAUUCCACGUAGCUGCACUGGACGAAUUUAGAGAGUCCUCAUCUGCUAACCUUCACGGUUACGAGCAUUUAACAACGCAAGCGAAAGUGCAGGUGCACUUGAACAGCGGAGUUGAGGAUAUCAUGCCAGACCAGUUAUUCCUGAAAACUGGCCAAGUUCUGGACUUCUCAACACUGGUUUGGUGUGCUGGCAUCAAGCCCCUACCCUUCGUGGCAAAGCUAGAUUUGGCCAAGAACGAGAAGGGAAGCCAAUUGUUGACGGAUGGCAGCUGUAAGGUCAAAGGGGAAGACAGCAUAUACGCGAUAGGGGACUGUGCGGCGAUUGAGGUGCUUCAAAUUCUCAAUGCACUCGUUUCUAAUGGAAAUUUUUAGUGCAGGGGUUAGUCUACUAAACGACCUACAAUCUAGUCCUUUCGUCAUUAUCUACAUACUUACGUCGCCGCGAUUGGGGACUGUACGCCAAUUGAGGUAGUAAGUACUUGUUCUGUCGAAAUUGAAAUUUUUGAAGAUGUAACGACCAAUACAACCAAGCUACAAGACGGGAUAACAACACAUUGAUGAUGUUCUGCUUAGGCGUAGAAGAAUGAUCUUCACGAUCACCCGUCGUCCUCAACACCUACAGGGCUACUCACUUCCGCAGACGGCUCAGAUUGCUGCGCAGCAAGCUUACCAUCUUGCGCAAGAAUUGAACUUUAUGAAGGUUGAUGCACCAGAGAUGAAACCGUUUCGUCACGUGGAUAAGGGCACACUUGCCUAUGUCGGUGGGACCAACGCUCUGUACCGCAGUCCCAGCAAAUUCUUGCCGAACUUGACAGGCAAGAUCGGCUACUUCACGUGGCGCAGCGCCUACUGGUCCAUGCAGCUGUCGAUGCGAAAUCGCAUGUUGCUUGCCGCAGACUGGUCCAAACGCUUAGUUUUUGGUCGCGAUUUGACGCGUCUAGGUGAGGCGAGCGCGCCGAAGCACACAGACGACGCGGAGCCGGGACCAACCAGAGGCUUGUUCGCCAAUGACCACAGAGAACUAAAGGGAAUGGGUGGAGGUGGAGGUGGUGGCGCACCAAGUAGAAGACAAAAUAAUAGAGCAGCAGAACAAGAAGUACAAGUGGAAGUAGUUCCUGCAGGUUCACGUGAAGAUGCGCAAAAGCAUAGAGUUGCUGAGGCGACUGCGUGAACGCGAAGACCUCACGGUCGUCCUGCUUGUUCGCAAAUAGUCAGGAAAAAUUCAGUUUGUGGACUUCAGUGCAUGGCAAGUAGUUUUCGGGCUAUUUUUUUGUCGUUCUCAUCUUCGUACUACACCAGCAUGCUCGUGGUCUGCCUCCCUACCCCUCGUAUCUUAUCCCUUUCAAAGUCUCGGUACUGCCGUUUCAAUCCUCUUGCUCUUCAAUCAUCUAUUUGCGUUCCUUUGUCAAUUACUCUUUCGGGCUUAAAAAGGACCUACUGUUGGAUGAAUCAGAUCAAAAGCUAAUAUAUACAACUUAAAAAGCAUAUGAUUAGUUCUUGUUAAGAAACCGAAACGAGUUGUAGAUUUUGAACAACAACGAAUCAGAAUAAUUUAGAGCUUGAGCUUUUUUUUUACCAUCAUCAUCAUCAUCAUCAAUAAGAAUAAAGAUAACGAUAAUAUCACCCACAAGAAGCAUUCAUGAUCUUUUAGUUGAGGACUCAGGGUGUCAUCGUAUAACUAGUCUAGGUGCUGGCAUGCUUGCCAGUGGUAGACUCAAUGAAAUGGAAAAGCAUGCAUCAAGACAAGCAUUAAGGCGAGAGGUUUGGAUCUCCUCAUCGAAAGUCAUUCUAAGUACGUAUUUUCCAUGCAACUCCUACUACUUGUUCCACCUAUUUUAUCAUUUACUUCACCACGAGCACGAUCUCCACCAAGACGACGUCUCAAGAGAACCCUUGGCACGACCAUAGGCAACAUGCUAACACUUCUAUAAGGAGGAAGACGAGUUCUGAACAGUCACAGGAGCUCGUUCUGCUUCUGCUCUAACCUCGUCUCCCUCGAGCGCAUCUUCCUGGUGUGGGGCUAACAAUUGUCGUUUCUCUUUCUCUUGUGUGGAUAGAGCUAUAAUAUCAUAUUUAGUUGUUGAUAUCAAAAACCAUAACCAUUGCAGCUCUUGCUAAUAAAGAAAAAUCAUUCUUACUUGUUUAAAGAGUUUCAUCAAUGAAUUACAAGUAUAUAGCUACCUCCUGCUGGUCUAACUGUGAAAACUACUCCUCCCGACCAUGACCGCAGCUUCCGCUUAUAUAGAAGUCCUCCAGAAUUUUUGUCGUGUGCUGACGAUCGACAAAAAUCAUAUUUUCCUUGCCGUCCUCUGGGUCUGAUCCGCUUUGAGCAGUACGCUUGAGCAGUAAGUUUGUCAAACUAGGGGAGAACUAGAACUGCACGACCGCGACCGGUCCCUUUGCAGUAUAAAAAGUACCAAUUCUUUUGUGGACACGACCAGAUAUUAUACGGCACUGAUAUCUCCUGGCGCAGCUUCGAUCAUGACGGUCGUAGUCGACUGAGUGAUUAUUUGCUGCAGCAGCUAUGGUCAUAUCAGAUCUUCGCAAGAACGUCACGACAGACACAGUCUCCUUUCUCACGACUUCUGUCAAUACUCCUUGAGUCAAUAAUCGUCUUAUUACUAUACUCGCGACGCCUUGUUGUUCGUCACCGAUGUCCAAUUAUGGAACAUAUUAAGAACCUCUCACUCUCAGGCUCAGGGUGGAGUAUGUAAUAUCUAUGCGCAUUCGAACUGGCUUACGUCAACUUCGCUAUUAUAAAUUGUUCUUCAUAGGUGAAACAAAUGGAAAAAUGACUAAGACCUAAAACUAGACGAGUCGUUAGAGCGACCACUUGUUAGAGUAGUUAUUGCUUGAAUAAAAUAAAUCAACCCCCGCCUAUUCAAUCAGAUUGUCCAGGGGUUAUUUUCCUUUAUCUAGAAUGGUGGAUUAAUUUGUGCAGAAGAUGAAUCUCCUCUUAUUUGUUCGAGACCAGCUUUCUUGACGUUCUGACAAAAUAUCUGGCAAAAAUGCCGUUUGCUAGAGCGUCGCAGGAAGUGUUUUCACACGAAACUACUCCUGCAAUUUUCCAAAUAAUACGAACUAAGAUUGGAGGUUUUUUGUUUUCUGCGUUUUGCUUUUUUGUUGAUCUGGAACAACAAGAUCAAUUACCACGACAGCAACCUGGUUUUUCUUAGAAGGCCUUGCAAAUCCUCAUUCAGCUUUUGGCAGAAAGAAAAACCUGUUGAGGAUACUAAAAAUGCGAAUGCGGCAGAAGUAUUUUUUAGCGUUACAACAAAAACAUCAAUUGACUACGUUUACGAACGCUACCGUAAAGGUAAACGUCGUAAAGGAGGUAUCGAUAUACAAGCGGCAUCGUCUUACUACUCUCCUGUUUGACUUUGAUGUUGAUAUUGUUUGAAUUUCAGGCGCCGGAAUAUGUCGUUGUCGUCGGACGACAUCACGAGCAACAUGAUGUCGUCGGCCGGACGAUAUGUCAACUUGUUACAACUUCUAUUGUUUGUGUCGGAAGAUGACAUCUAAGAUGCACUUAGUGAAACUCGCUAGCAUCCAAGAACAGCUGCUACAACAAUAAUUUGCUGAGUACUAGAUAGUUGCACCGAUAUCUACACCUUACGCGAGGACGACGUCGAAGAAUUUCUAGACCAAAAGGCGAGCAUUAAAAACAAAGUGGAAGUCAACAAGUGGUGUCAAGGUCGUCGUCAACUUCAUCUAUCAUGUUGUUACUGCCAGCAGUGGUUUAAUGUAAAAAUUUGAUGUCCCCGCACGACGACGUCAACAUGAGCGAAACAGAGAGGUUCAAGAACAUUAUCAGUGCCUUGAGACAUGCACGAG